Lytechinus variegatus (green sea urchin) is the source of this 4372-nucleotide messenger RNA. RefSeq names its product hormone-sensitive lipase-like. Gene Ontology annotation, molecular function: sterol ester esterase activity; triacylglycerol lipase activity. Gene Ontology annotation, cellular component: cytosol. The record is from RefSeq and is a predicted model, not a curated record. Lineage: Eukaryota; Metazoa; Echinodermata; Echinoidea; Temnopleuroida; Toxopneustidae. Gene Ontology annotation, biological process: cholesterol metabolic process; triglyceride catabolic process. The transcript is spliced from 9 exons. Bases 748 to 2739 code for a protein of 663 amino acids.
UCGUCGGGUGUAAAUGAAACUGAUACGAUAUCACUUCCGGAUUGUUUCCCAUUCAUUUUGUACGGUGAACUCAACCAGUGGCGUUUAGUUCCACGUCGCGAGCCAACUCAAGCAUAGCAGCGGCAUUGAUACCCGCGCGGCGCCGUAACUCCCCGGGACCGGUACGGUGGGAAGAUCUCGCAUCCGUACUGUUCGAAGCCAUAUAUCCGACUGGAUUAACGUUCAUCAUGAUGGCUUCAUUUCAGCGGCAGAGUUCCGCUAUUUCAAACGCUUCAUGUUCAUCUGUCAGAGAAAAUUCUGUGAAUGUGUCGAUAGCAGCACUCAGGCAUCUUAUAAUAAACAAUAUUGAAUAUUUUCAGAAGCUUCGAAGCGCUACAGGGGAGCGAUUUUACACCCUGUUUUGUGUGCUUGAACAAGAAACUGAUGCAAUGCGACCGACCGUGGAAGCGCUUGAAAGAAUAGCACACAAUUUCGAUUUUGACCCCAAGGUACCGGGGAAAUGGAUACCGCAGUUUAGUGCAAGUUGUAGAUGCCUGUGUUGAUAAACUUCUAAAAGUUGUGGAUAGUAUAUCACGAACUCGUGAAAGUCUUUUAUUUCGAAGCAAUUUCCACAUCAAGGAGUUGGAGUCGUACGGGAAGGUGCUGGGUCAGCUGCGGGUGAUCCUCGGGUACGCUCAGAAGCUGGUCGCCUACUCGGAGGCGGGCAAUUUGUUCCCAAGCAAUAAUGAACAAUUUCCAGAGAAUGUUAUGCUUGAGAUUCAAGCCUUGGAUCGAGAAUGUUUUUAUGGUAGAUGUCUCGGAUUUCAGUUUUGUGAUUCACUAUGGCAGCCUCUCCAAACUGUAGCAGUAGCCCUCGCGUCAUACGCCGAGGGUUACCAGAAAUAUGAGGGACCCUUCUCCAGGGUAGCAUCAUCGUUCUUCCACAGAAUGAGACCACGAAGAUCAAAAAGCGGCAGGUACCUGACGAAUCCCGAAGCCCGGGGGAAGCAGAUCCUUGACAUCACUAACAAAUCGGACAUCAGAUUCUGCAAAGCCUUCUGGUCCAUCACGGAAGGUGACGUCAUUGCGGAGAUGUGUAACCUGAUGGCGGGGUCGGUAGCAGUCAAUAAAUUAAUCCAGAUUCAGCCUCAUAACUUUGAGAUGGAACGCAGCGAUGGGGAGGGCGAGACGGCAACAAUUACCCCACCCUGCGCCCAUACGGGACCAGCACCGGUUCAGAUUAGAUUACUAUGCUUUGUAGAGAGAGAGGGACAGGGUUGGUUGAAUGAAGCCGAAGAGAUGGCAUUCCAGCAGAUGGGGAAGAACUCCAAGAAAACAAAACAGAAAAUAGAGAAGCCGCCCAGUCCAAUGUCAAAGGGUCUUCUAAUUCACAUACAUGGAGGUGGCUUCGUAGCACAUACUUCAAAAUCACACGAGAUUUACCUAAGGUCAUGGGCCAAGGAUUUGGGUGUACCUAUCGUCUCCAUAGACUACUCAUUAGCUCCAGAACAACCCUUCCCUAGAGCUUUUGAAGAGUGCUUCUUUGCCUACGCAUGGGCGGUCAAGAACGCACCCUAUCUAGGAUCCACAGGAGAGCAUAUCUGUCUAGCCGGAGACAGUUCUGGAGGUAACCUUUGUACAGCCGUAGCCAUGAGAGCAGCAUCCUACGGCAUCCAGGUCCCUGACGGAAUCGUCACCAUGUAUACACCUUUUGUUGUUCAUCACUCCCCUUCCCCUUCUAGACUACUGUGCCUUUUUGAUCCGCUCUUGCCGUUUGGAGUCUUGAUGCGAUGUCUCUCCGCCUACGUCGGUCUUAAGGAGGAGUUCAUGUCAGAUGAGAAGGUGUCGUCCGUGGUUGACACUGCCAAUGAUCGCAUCCUCGGUUCUCCUAAGAGGUCUUCCAUCAAGUCAGAAGAAGGUUCACCUGUUGAUGGAGAGAUUGAGAAGAAACUAGAAGAGGAGGAGGAGGAAGAGGAGAAUGGUAACAGUACUAAAGUGACCACACCAACGUCCAAGGAAGGCAUUAACGGUGAUAUCAUCGUUCCACCACCAACAGACACUGUCUCUUCGUUCAUGGAGGAAGUCCCUCCAACAGACAUUGAGAAGUUAGAGCAAGUCAGUGAUGCCAUUGACAACGCGACGAUAGGUCAAGGUGACGGACAAACGGAAACCAAUGGUGACCAGUCCAGCACCGAAGCCAUCGCAAUUUUUGACCCGUCUCAUCCUCCAAACUCGGAGGAUCUUUCAAUCAGUCUUCCAGCGGACGUCGAUGCCAUCUCCUUGGACUCCAAACCUGAAGCAGACCGCGAGUCAGAGGACACCGUGCCGUUAUCACCAAAGAGCAGAGAAGAUCUUCACCUUGAUUUGAAGCAGGAAGGACUAGCAACGGAUGAAGAAGUCCAGACUCCUACAUCCUUUGUGAAUUCACCCAUCAGGGUUUUCAGGGAUGCACCUAUCAUGAGGAAUCCUUACGUCUCGCCUCUCUUCUCAGAUGAAGAGCUUCUCAAGGGCCUUCCUCCUGUUCAUAUUAUUGGCUGUGCUUUAGACCCAUUAUUGGAUGACUCAAUCAGCUUUGCCAGGAAGCUUCGUGGUAUGGGUAAGCCUGUCUUCUUGGAGAUAGUCGAUCACCUUCCCCAUGGCUUUCUAAACUUCUCAACGGUCGGCAAGGAGUGUAAAGAGGCGUCCAUGGUGUGUGUACGCCACAUUAUGCACGUACUGUAUGGUUUCCAUGACGAUGAGUUUGAAACGCUAGCAGAAUGAGCUGAAUCCAACCCAGCGAUAAACUGUCAUCUAGUCAUUUUAAGAUGUUUAUUCAUGUUGUGUCAAUCUGUCAACUACUGAAAACUCUUUAUGUCCGUAGGCUUGAUAUAUGGGCCACUGGGCUUGAGACUGUUCAAAGUGUGGCGUUAUUAUCAGGUAUAUGUAAAGAAACUGACAAAACCUUGCUUAUGAUAUCCAAAGUGUUGAACUACCAACGUAGAAAUGCUCAAAUGGGGCCAUGUAUUCUAAUCGCAUAUAAAGUGAACAGAGUCACCCAUCUUUCUUUGCUUAUUAUUCAUUGAUUCCUAGAAAUACAAUUAAGUCAUUUAAUGGACUGAUAAGAGAUUUAAACUUAGCUCUACUUGAUUUAAUUCACAGUGAGCUUAGCUAUGUAAAAUGGACGAAAUUUGCUGUUUUGUAUCCAUUUCAUGUACUAAAUCCCUAUGGAGAUAUCUUAAUGGGCAAAACUCACUGUUGUUUUUCAGUAGGGCUACAAAGCAAGUUGCUCAAUGUGAUCCAUGCCUAUCUUUAAGAGUCUCAGAGAUUUCUACAUUGAUGGGUUAAAUACUUGAAAGUUAGUCAACAUAUCCCAGAGUUUGCCAAGCUUUCCUCCUCAUUUGACAUAAAAAUGCACAUCCGAUAAUGUACGGUUGUUUAACCUUCAAACAUGAAAGUCAAAUAGUGUUAGUAAAAUCAAGGAGGACGUUCACGAACUCUUUAAGAUUGACUGAAAUUGCUGUAACUGUGGGAGGCCAAUGUUUCCUGUCUAUGGAAGGCCAAAGUCUAUUUGCAGGCCAAUGUUUGCUGUCACCAUUUUUCACUUACGAUAUUUGGAUAUCAUAGUCACAAAUCCAGAUAUUUAUAUUUUUUGUAUUUUUCAAAGAGAAUAAAAAGAAAGAGGAUGAAGGAGAAGAGAUAAAAUGGAAGAAGGGGUGAAAAUAGAGGAGAAGAGAAGAGAGAAGAGAAGUUAGAAAACACACAGAAAGAGAGAGAGAAAAAGAAAAACACCGGUUAGCCAAUCAUAACAAUGCUUGCAUUUGGUAUAUGAUGAGUGCAACCAACCAAUGGAAAUGGAGGUUUCAUUAGAGAUUGACUUUGUGUUUUGAUUUUAUAAAAUACUUCCCAUGCUUUUGGGGUUCUCUUCUAUACAGUAUACAAAGAAUUAUGUUGGAAUCUUGUAGUUUGAUAUGUUAGAUGAUUUACCAAGCUAUGAUUACUGAAAAAAGAAUUUGAUGAAGUGAUUGAAUGUCAAUUUAUUUCACAUUAACAGCUGCCUUCAUUAUUAUUUAAUCUCAAAUAAAGAUGAAUAUUUUAUAUAUUUAUGCAUGCAUGGAAAAUAUAUCAGAGUAGUACAAUCUCAUAAAAUGUCAUAAUAUAUUCAUACUUUUACAUGAUAUUUUCUGUAUAAUUUGGUCUGUGAUAUUGAAGGAGUUUAUUAAUUAUAUUUGGUUUUGUAAAUUUCAUUUUCAUUGAUAUUUAAAGAUGCAAUCAUCGUGUGUAUUCUGUUGUAAAUCUCUGGUGAUAAUUUGGAGCACGCUGCAAUCAUGUGUCUUGCAAAUGAUUAAAAUAAUCUCGCAGUCAUGCCGAUGAAAACGACUCCGGGGUCCCGUAACACAAAGGUUAGCGAUUAAUC